Gopherus evgoodei (Goodes thornscrub tortoise) is the source of this 2476-nucleotide messenger RNA. Its product is annotated as zinc finger protein 250-like. The coding region runs from base 779 to 1942 and encodes 387 amino acids. Gene Ontology annotation, molecular function: RNA polymerase II cis-regulatory region sequence-specific DNA binding; DNA-binding transcription factor activity. The transcript has 2 exons. Lineage: Eukaryota; Metazoa; Chordata; Testudines; Testudinidae. Gene Ontology annotation, biological process: regulation of transcription by RNA polymerase II. The record is from RefSeq and is a predicted model, not a curated record.
AGCUGGAAAGAAAAACAGACCUAACCAAAUCCUCAUAAGCUCUUAUGUAAUGAGGAAGGCCGGUGCAGUGGUCAGCGUGCUCGCCUAUAACUCCGGAGAUCCGAGUUCAUUCCCUGCCUGUGUGACUCACACUGUGCCGCGGUUCCCCAUCUGCGUAAUGAGGCGAACGGCUGCCUGUGUGUGAGGAUAAACACAUGAAAGCUUGGGAGAUGCUUGGGGCCACAGGUGAAGUCAGUGUCCCCCCAGGCCAACAGCUCAUUGGGCUGAGGCAGUUAAGGCAUGUCAGCUUCAUAGCCAGCCACACACGAGGGAGCUCUGGGGUCAGCAUCAAACACAGCCGCCUGUGACUGCCCGAAGCCAACCAGGGCAAGGUGGCAGCCCACGCCCUUCAGGCUUGCAGUGGAGCACUGUAGCCGCUCAGCCACCGCCCCUCGAGCCCUGGCAGAGCCAGAGGUAGAAAUGGCGUUUGCUACAGAAUUGCUCCAGAGUCUCUUUGCUUCCUGUAGCAGCUUCCUGAUCACUGUACUGCAGCAGCAUCCACAAGGUGCUAGUGCUUGCCACAAGCCCUCCACAUAAUGGACCAUCACUCAUGGCUUCCCACCAAUCCCAGCUGCUAAACCUGCCAUUUUUGACCUUCCGACAGGUCUCGAGGCCCCCUGGUUUCCUUUGGCUCCGAUCCCCAGGUGUGUCCGUUUAGCUCCCCCCGGCCAGAGAGAACGCCGCUGGGCCGAGCCCUGUUUCGGGAACUGCUUUUCUGAUCUCCGUGGGAUGCUUUGUAAUGUUGUUCUCUCUCCCGCCAACAGAAUCUCUCGUUUCCCCAGCUGGAGCUGUGGCCCGGACAGAACAAGGGGAAGAGGUCUGUGGGGGGAGCCAGCAGGACUCCGAGGAAAGAGAAACAUCGGUGGCUCUGAGCGCCGGUGGGAUCAUGACCAAAAAGGAGGCACAGUGUCUUGAGGAGCAUCACCCCCACCGUGAGCGGCACCAGAUGGCGUCGGGAAGGCGGGUUUUCUGGAGUCCCGAGCAGAGAGGUCCCCAGGAUCCCCACAGGAUGGAGGAUCAGUGUGGAGCUGCGCUCAGUAAUUCCCCUGAGCAGCCAGUCCUGCUCCCAGGGUCAGAACCUCCCUUGCCCUCUGCGGGGGCAGGAUCAGGCCCUGGGCAGGCCAGAGUUCCCUGCGAGAGCCGAGACGUGGCUGCCCCUCACGCCGCGCAGGCGAGGGAGUGGCCUCAUGCCUGGAGUGCUGUGAAAUCCCAGGCCCACUCACCGGCAGAUGAGCCAGUCCAGUGUGAAGGGAGCUUCCCCCAGCCCACGAACCUGGCCGCCCACCAGCCCAAGCCCAGUGGGCAGAGGCCCCAUGCCUGCAGCGAGGGCGGCCAGGGCUUCAAGCAGCAGCAAAACCUCAUUACCCACCUGAGAACCCACGGCAAGGCCAAGCCACACCAGUGCAGCCAGUGCGGGCAGAGCUUCCUCCACCGCUCCCGGCUCACCUACCACGUCCGCAUCCACACCGGCGAGCGGCCCUACGCCUGCGCCCAGUGCAGCAAGACCUACAACCGCAAGGAGCACCUCCAGAACCACCAGCGGCUGCACACCGGCGAGCGGCCCUUCCAGUGCCAUGAGUGCGGGAAGUGCUACAUCCGCAAGGUACACCUGCAGUACCACCAGCGCGUCCACACCGGCGAGCGGCCCUUCCAGUGCGCCGCCUGCGGGAGGAGCUUCAUCCGCAAGCAGAACCUGCUGAAGCACCAGCGCGUCCACACCGGGGAGCGGCCCUACCAGUGCGGGGAGUGCGGGAGGAGCUUCCGCUACAAGGAGUCCCUCAAGGACCAUCAGAGAACUCACGAUGCUGAGCCAGGGCUGCCCUGUGGCCUGCACCCAGGAUCCGGGCUCAGAAAGCGGACACCUCUGUGUGAGAGGGGAGCCAAGGGCGGGUCUGGGAGCUGAUGAUAAUACUCAGCCCUUGUGCAAUGUUUAGGGAGCCUGGCUCUCCCCAAGCCUGGGGCAGGAAAAGUGAAAGGACACAGUGGCAGGAACAGAACUUGGGUCUCCUGAAUCCCAGCCCUGUUUUCUAACCACUAGUCCACAGUGCUUUUCUGUAGCAGGAAAAUUCUUUUGGCUAAAACCCCCUCUGAAUGUGAGUUGGACACAUUUCUCUGCUCGUGUAGAACUCAUCUCUGCCACCUGGAGCAGUGUCUCAGCUACGGGCAUCACAGCCUUCUCUGCAGCUCCUGCUGCUCUGAACCUCUCCAGCUGCUUUCAGAUCUCCUGGGGAUGUAGGUAGCCAACCUUGCUCCCAUUCCCCUCUAUUCUCUUACACAAUGGAAAAUAAAGUUUGGCUGAAUUCUGCUGGAAUGGGCCUUUUUUUUUCUCCCCAAGCCAAAGGCAAUUCAGGCAGCUCUCUCCUGUUCUCACAGCAGGGCUGUCAGCUCUGGGGAGCCAGCAUCUGCUUGAAAACAUAACCCUGCAGUGGAGCUGCUG